Molecule: messenger RNA, 2365 nt
Organism: Scheffersomyces coipomensis
Lineage: Eukaryota; Fungi; Ascomycota; Pichiomycetes; Serinales; Debaryomycetaceae
Gene: MEX67
Product: Mex67p
Exons: 1
Coding region: 234-2045 (603 amino acids)
Biological process (GO): poly(A)+ mRNA export from nucleus
Cellular component (GO): nucleus
Molecular function (GO): protein binding; RNA binding
Source: RefSeq, a predicted model, not a curated record
AAAAUGAUUGUAAAUGAAGUAAUUAUAACUAUAAAGCAUAACCUAUAUACAUAGCAGCAUAACAAAUAUUUUUGGGUCGUGUCUUAUUCCCAAAGCUAGAUGCGAAAAAAAAAACAUUGAAUUUUAUGAAAGACCAGAAAAACAUCUUCAAUGCUAAAAAUAAGACCAAUACUGAAAAACUAUUGGCUGUGCUAUUUCAAUUAUCCUAACUCGAACCAUUAGAAUUCCUCAUAAUGAGUUAUCGUGGAAGAGGAAGAGGUGGUGGUUACCACAACUACAAUAACAACAACAACAACAAUGGAAGAGCCAACUUCAAUCAUAAUCAGGUUGAUCUGUACAUUGCACAAAAUUCUAUACCGAUUGAAAUCAUGGGUUGGAAUGGAGCUAGUCUGGAUGAAUGUGUUAAUUUUAUAUCGAGAAAAUGUAAAGUGGUGGUGAUGAAUCAUGUGGUGGACCCCGCCACUGGUGUCUUAAAAGGUUAUGUCAAAACUCAACAAAUGGCCAAUGACUUAUUAGAGUGGUCUGGAGUUAAAUUUGCUGGUCAAUCAUUGAAAUUCAGUAAAGGUGGGGAUACAUUCUCCAAUAAAAUAAAUCCUGGUAAUACCAUUGACGUUAUAACUCAAUUUAUCAAAUCAAGAUAUCAACCAGAAUUCAAAAUGCUUAAUUUAAGUGCAGUUAAACAUGAUCCUAUACUUGUGAAUCAAGGUUUCUUUAAUUCAAUUUCAACUACUUCCAAAUUCUUCCCAGCUUUAAUGAAAAUUGCAGCAGAUCUUAAACUUGAAGUACUUAGUGUUGAUUUAUCAGGAAAUGAAUUAACUGAUUUAUCUACUUUAUCAGCCAUGGCUGCUACUUUCCCUCAAUUACAAAAUUUAUCAUUACAAAAUAAUAAUUUAUCCAGAAUUAAAGUUUUUGAAACUUGGAAACAUAAAUUAAACUUUUUAAGAGAAUUAUUACUUAGAGGUAAUCCAUUAUUAGCAAACUUAACUAGUGCAAGUGAUGUGGAAAAUAUUAAAUUGGAAAUUAUGAGAGCUUUCCCAAGAUUAAUUGUCGUUGAUGGUGAAAUACUAAGAAAUGAACAUGUGUUAAAUGAAUCCUUAUCAUUCGGAUUCCCAAGUGGAGGAUCUAUGUUCUUUCAAGAUGAUGAAAUUAGAAAUAUGGCCACCAAUUUCAUUUCUAAUUAUUUAAAUUUAUGGGAUUCAAAUAGAGCUGAUUUAAUGGUUCUUUAUCAAGCCGAAUCUCAAUUUUCUAUGCAAGUUGAUACUUCUCAUCCAUAUUUGCUUGAAUCAAAAACCAAUAAUAGUGCUGGAACAGACUUUGGAUAUUACUUACCAAACUCUCGUAAUCUAACUAGAGUAUCAUCAGCCAAAACCAGAUCAAGUCGUGUUGCCGUUGGUCAAGAACAAAUUUUUAAAGCAUUUUCUCAAUUACCAAAGACCAAACAUGAUUUAUUAGCUAAACCAGAAAAUUUUAGUGUUGAAAGUUACAGAUAUUCUCAAGUAAAUGGAGUGAUAAUAACUAUCCAUGGUAGUUUUAAUGAAACUGAUAAACCAGAUAAUUUGGAUGGAUUACAAUCUUCAGUUCCAAGUGGACCAAGAAAUAGAUUUGCUUACAAUCAAAAUAAGAAGGCAAUUGCCUUAGGUCAUAAAAGUUUUGAUAGAACUUUGGUUGUCAUACCUGCUCCAAAUGGAGCCAUGAUAGUUGCUAGUGAUCUUUUAUUAAUAAGACCAUUUGCUUCAAAAGAUGCUUGGAAACAACCCCAACUGUAUCAAAUAACACCACCAAGUUCAGCUCAAUCAUCGAACCCAUCACCAGUUCCAGCAGUUACAGUCCAUGGUGCUCCUUCAGCCAACGACUUACCUCCAGAAAUAAAAUCCAGCCUUAAUCCCGCACAGCAAGAAUUAUUAGUAAAGGUGGUAUUGGAGACUAAAUUAACUCUCCAAUAUGGUAUUAUGUUAUGCGAACAAAGUAGUUGGGAUUACCAACAAUGUAUCAUAAAUUUCAAAAACUCAGUUGCUUCGCUUCCAAGGGAAGCAUACACUACAUAGAUAAAUUCUGACCAAUAUGUCAUUAUAUAGAAUUUAUAGCAUAUAUUUAGUAAUAAGGACAUAAUUUAUAUGUAUUUUUAAAUAUUAAAAUAUCUGUUUGGACCAAAUAUUUUUUUUUUUUGUAUUUUCAGCUUGCGGUGUGUGCAAAAAGAUUACAACAGCACAUCAUAGCUGUAAUUAGAGUGAUCUUGCAAUUAAACCACUACAACUAUAGAAGAUGAUAUAACGAAGAAUAAUAUGGGUCAUAACAUAGCAAUGGUAUCAGAUUUCUUCUUCCCCCAACCUGGGGGAGUGGAAUUUCACGUGUAUCAUUUAUCUCA